AUGAGGCUCGACCCAGUGCACUUCUCCAUGCUGGUCAUCGGGGUUUCGUUCGCCUGCUACGCCCCGAGCCUCAACUCCCUCCAGGACCAGGCAUACCGCUCGGCCGUGGUGAUCGAGGGCGAGGUGAGCUCCUUCCCCGAUAAAAACACCUCGUCCCGGGAGCCCUACAGUGUGAGUGUCCGCGUGCUGGACGUGUGGCCCGUGAACAGCGGCGGCCUAGAGCGGGAGCAGCUCGUCACUGUGGGGGACUUCGGCUCCGAGGCCCCGUGCACCCCCGUGGAGAAGGACCACCGCUACAUCUUUUUCAUGGACCCCACGGGCGAGCCGCUGGUCUUCAAGGCUUCGUACGCCCCCGUGGACGCCAGCGAGCCCGAGCUAAAGAAGGACGUGGAGCGGGUUUUGUGCGAGGACUGCGCGACGCCCCCUCGGCUGCGGCCCAUGCGCGGGCAGACCCUGGCAGAGGGCGAGCGAUUGUACCUGAAGUGUGAGGCGGCCGGCAGCCCCAGUCCAGGCUUCAGGUGGUACAAGGACGGGCACGAACUGCAGAAGGGCCGGGACCUCAAGAUCAAGACCAACAAAAAAAACUCCAAGCUUCAGAUCAGUCGAGUGCGAGUGGAGGAUUCUGGGAACUACACCUGUGUUGCAGAAAACUCCCUCGGACAAGAAAACUCCACCAGCUUCAUCAGUGUACAUCUAUUGAGCACCACCAGCCCCCCUCCUGGAGUGAGCUACACCAGAGCCUGUAACGAGUCAGAGAAGGCCUACUGCGUGAACGGAGGAGACUGUUACAUCAUCCACGGCCUCAACCAGCUCUCCUGCAAGUGUCCAAACGACUACACGGGAGAUCGCUGUCAGAACUCGGUGAUGGCUGGCUUUUACAAGCUGCUCAAAAUUGAGUUUAUAGAGGCGGAGGAGCUAUACCAGAGGAGAGUUCUGACCAUCACAGGGAUCUGCGUGGCUCUGCUGGUGGUUGGCAUCGUGUGUGUAGUGGCCUACUGCAAAACCAAGAAAAGAAGGAAGAAGAUGCACCACAUCCAUCAGAACCAGAACCAGUGCGUGGAGCAGCCCAACCGAAUGCUCGCCAACGGCCCCAACCACCCAGGACCCGGGCCCGAGGAGAUCCCCAUGGCUGAUUACAUCUCUAAAAGUGUCCCAACCACAGAGUGUGUGAUCAGUCACGGGGCGGAGGGGGCGGGGAACUACGCAGGCAGCCGGAUGUCCACGCGCUCGCACCACUCCACCACCGCCUCCCACGCCUCGCGCUAUGGAUCCAGACACGAGGAGCAAACGUGGAGCAUGGAGCGCACAGAGAGUAUGAACUCGGACUGUCAGUCGGGCCUGUCCAGCUCUGUGGGCACCAGUAAGUGCAGCAGCCCUGCCUGCAUGGCCCGCAGAGCCCACUGGGGCUGCACCGAGGGCUCUGCCCCUGGGAUGACCUACGGGGACUCCUAUGACUCCCUGCGUGACUCCCCUCACAGCGACAGAUAUGUGUCAGCGCUGACCACCCCUGCCCGACUGUCUCCGGUGGAGUUCCAUUACCCCCCUCUGCCCCCACAGGUGCCCACGUUUCAGAUCACCUCCCCCAACACGAGCCACGCCCUGUCCCUGCCCCCUGCAGCCGCCGCCUACCACCGAGAGGACGACCAGCCGCUGCUACGCUGCCCUGAGGACUGCAGUCUGUACCGACAGCCACGGCGGCCACGGAGGCCCUACCUGACUGAGAGCACGGGCAGCCUGCCCUCCAGCCCGUACCACGCUCCGGACGAGGAGGCGUACGAGACCACUCAGGAGUACGCCUCGUCCCGAGAGCCAAUCAGGAGCCGGCGCCGACCGCGGAGGAACCGCCUCAACGGACACAUCUCCCAGCAGCGCAGCGGCCUGCAGGACUACAGGGACUACAGCUCCCAGAGCUUUAGUGGCUCUGAGGAGGAAGAGGAGGAGGGCGAGAGCACGCCCUUCCUCAGUCUGCAGAACAUGAGUGUGGACCCCGCGCGGCCCGCAGAGCCUCGGACUCACCACGGCGUCAGACCCGGCCGCUCGCAGUCUCAUCGCUCCAAAGCCGACAACAUGCCCCUCUAAGCCCCGCCCAUCACCACUAGGAGAAAUAUUUUUAUUUUGUAUAACAGACAGAUAUUCUAAACAAAGGAAAUAUUUAUUUUCAUUGUCUACUAGCUAACAGCAA
Boleophthalmus pectinirostris (great blue-spotted mudskipper) is the source of this 2182-nucleotide messenger RNA. It is a transcript of the gene nrg2b, whose product is annotated as neuregulin 2b. Bases 1 to 2079 code for a protein of 692 amino acids. Lineage: Eukaryota; Metazoa; Chordata; Actinopteri; Gobiiformes; Gobiidae. The record is from RefSeq and is a predicted model, not a curated record. Gene Ontology annotation, biological process: nervous system development; animal organ development; intracellular signal transduction. The transcript has 12 exons. Gene Ontology annotation, molecular function: signaling receptor binding.